Notothenia coriiceps (black rockcod) is the source of this 1271-nucleotide messenger RNA. RefSeq names its product vacuolar protein sorting-associated protein 13D-like. The transcript is spliced from 5 exons. The record is from RefSeq and is a predicted model, not a curated record. Gene Ontology annotation, biological process: protein targeting to vacuole; protein retention in Golgi apparatus; mitochondrion organization. The annotation marks the transcript as partial. NCBI's taxonomy places the organism in Eukaryota, Metazoa, Chordata, Actinopteri, Perciformes, Nototheniidae.
AAUUUGAAGUGGAUGUUGUUUUGAACAGGGACACACUGGGAAGCUGUUUCUUCCUGCGGACAGAGAUCACCCUGAAGGGGGCCACGUACCAGAUCUCCUUCUCUGACACGGACCAGCUGCCUCCACCUUUCCGCAUCGACAACAUCUCUGAAGUUCCAAUCCAGUGCUGGCAGCAUGGUGUGGCGGACGUCCGCCUGCACACUGAGGUGAAGGCGGACUGCUUGCUGGACUACGCCUGUGACGAGCCCACCCUGCCCCCCUACCUCACUCUGACCGUGAAGGGGGCGGGAUCCUCAGAGGUCACUGCAGACAUGAACUUCUUCAGAGAGUACAACAAGCUUUACUACGAGAACUUCAUCUACAUCGCUGCCACGCACACCUUCUCACCGAAAGUGGAGAAGAGGCCUGUUGGGAAGAAGCGUCUGGUGAGCUGUGCUGAACUGGUCCUCGACGUGGACACUAAGACUCAAAGGGUCAUCCUGAAAAAGAAGGAGCCAGGGAAGCGCUCUCAGCUGUGGAGGAUGACGGGGACCGGCAUGCUGUGCCAUGAGGGCUCGUCCCCCCCGCAGAGCAAGCCUGCACAGCCCCGCCCCCUGGACUCUUCUUUGGUGCUGGACAUUGCAGGGCUGGCAGCUGUCAGUGACAACAGUUUCGAGCCGCUGAUGCUGAGGAGGCCAGACUCUCGCCGCAGCACCACCCAGACCUGGUUCUUCAGCUCAGGCAUGCUGACCUGCGGCCUUCCCCGGCUGGUGGUGCAGGUGGGAACACCAAGCUGUGUUUAUAUGUCUUUGGUUUGGAAUUUUGAUGCAUGAAAAUAGAAGAAGAAGAAGAUUCAGGGUUCGUACGGGUGCUUGAAAUCCUUGAAAAUGCUUGAAUUUUUACGAGGUGUUUUCAUGACUUGAAAAGUGCUUGAAUUUUGGGAAUGGUGCUUGGAUUUGAGAUAAAGUGCUUGAAAUUGUAAAUGCUUUACUUUUACAAUAAAUUGCUGUCUGACUGAAUAGUUCGCUUUUUAGAUUAAAAGAAAAUAAAGAAGUCGGAGCGAGCUUAGUUGCUUCGCUUCUACAUAAAACAGCUCCGCUCCGGCCUUCCCGCGCUAUGCGCGCGACCUGCAAGUGUUUUAUUUUGUGUGACCUGGGCAUUCUAAUGAGAGAAUGACAGUAUGCCAGGAGGUUGCUGUUUUAACGAGCGUUGGCUAUCCGAAAAGAAAUACAAGCUGUGGCUAAAACGAGGAUCAACCCAACGAUUCGCCUUCUGCACAGUUUGCCACAAAG